Messenger RNA from Hevea brasiliensis (rubber tree), 2105 nucleotides. Its product is annotated as probable pectate lyase 13. The transcript has 4 exons. NCBI's taxonomy places the organism in Eukaryota, Viridiplantae, Streptophyta, Magnoliopsida, Malpighiales, Euphorbiaceae. The coding region runs from base 481 to 1983 and encodes 500 amino acids. Gene Ontology annotation, molecular function: pectate lyase activity. The record is from RefSeq and is a predicted model, not a curated record.
CCAUCUCUCUGUUAUGCCUAGAAUAAUUAGUUAGCAAGGUAGGAAUGUAUUUAAAUAACUGUGAGAAACUCAAUGCUAGGGAAGAAAGAGGAAGAAAGAGAGAGAGGAGGGAGAUCCAUUCUCUCUCUCCUUCUCAUCUCACCAUCCAUGUUUGUCACCAUCACAGCCACCAUUCCUCUCAUUUCUCUUCUUUUUUUCCUUCCUUCCUUCUUGUUGAAAUUAAAAAAAAAUAAAGUUUCAAUAAACCCUACCCAGAAAGUUACCAAUUUUUAAAUUAUUUGCUAUGUCAUUAUUAUCCUAACUUCAUUCUUAUUAUAUAAACACAACCAUAUUUUCCCGGAAUUUGCAGCUUCUUAUUGUUUGUUCUUUCAAGAGCAAGACAUUCUCAUAUCUUAAGGUGCUCUUUUAUACAGAGAAGGAAAAAAAAGGGGAAGAGAACAACAAAUAUCCAGCCAAUCAUUAUUGCUUUAACCUUCAAGGAUGCUUCCUACCAUUUGCAUUCUUUUAAUUUGCCUCUCUACUUCUUUUCUUCUCUUUAUUAGAGCUACUUCCUUCAAUCUCUCCCUUCCCCACCAACACCCUGACCCUGAAGCUGUCGCACAAGAUUUUCAAAGGAGAGUCAAUGCAUCACUAUCAAGAAGACAACUUUUGUCGACUCAAGUAAAGGACCAAUGCCAAACCGGAAAUCCCAUCGACGACUGCUGGCGCUGCGACACCAACUGGGCCAGCAACCGCCAACACUUAGCCGACUGCGUCAUCGGCUUCGGCCAGGGCUCCUUAGGCGGCAGAGGCGGUCAAAUCUACGUCGUUACCGACUCCUCCGACCACGACCCCGCCAACCCAACUCCGGGCACCCUCCGCUACGGCGUCAUCCAAGAUGUACCCCUCUGGAUCAUCUUCUCCACCAGCAUGACCAUUAAGCUCAAACACGAACUCAUUUUCAAUAGCUACAAAACCAUCGACGGCCGUGGAGCAAACGUCCACAUUACAGGCAAUGGAUGUCUCACCCUUCAAUACGUGUCCCACAUAAUUAUCCACAACAUCCACGUCCAUAAUUGCAAGCCGUCAGGAAACACUUAUAUAGCAUCAUCACCAACGCACGUUGGAAGGAGAGGCAGAUCGGACGGUGAUGGAAUCUCCAUCUUUGGGUCCCAGAAAAUAUGGAUUGAUCAUUGCUCUCUAUCAUACUGCACGGAUGGGUUGAUUGAUGCUAUAAUGGGGUCCACUGGGAUCACAAUAUCGAAUAACUAUUUUUCUCAUCAUGAUGAGGUGAUGCUGCUGGGCCACGAUGAUAGGUAUGUUUUGGACUCCGGAAUGCAGGUGACUAUAGCUUUUAAUGUAUUCGGUGAGGCGCUGGUGCAGCGUAUGCCUAGGUGUAGACGCGGGUACAUACACGUGGUGAACAAUUGUUUCACGUACUGGGAGAUGUAUGCUAUCGGCGGUAGCGCUAACCCUACCAUUAAUAGUCAGGGUAAUCGCUAUGUUGCACCGGCGGAUCCUAAUGCCAAAGAGGUGACAAAGCGCGUGGUCCCGGACGAAGAGGAGUGGGCGGAUUGGAAUUGGAGGACAGAUGGGGACAUAAUGGUAAAUGGCGCAUUCUUUGUGCCGUCAGGCGCAGGGUUAAGCGCUCAGUACGCAAAAGCAUCGAGCGUGGAGCCCAGAUCUGCUGGGUUAAUUAACCAACUAACCAUGAACGCUGGUGUCUUCGGCGAGCCCAGGGACAAUAAUGUGGGGAUUUCCAAUCCAGGAUUCAACGGUGACGGGACCAGCACCGCCAGCGCCACCAACACGGGUAGUGCGGGGUCCUCCAGUGGUGAUGACGAUGGUAACUUUUUCGGAAUGAUAUUCGGGAGCGGCGCUUCACCACCCCCACCACCCACUUCUAUUAGCUCAAUAUUUUUGUCUCUUUUAAUUAUUUUAAUUUUGUACGCUUGUAUGGUUACCAACCAUGGUGCCAUAUUAUCAUUUCUAUUAUCAUUAUAGAAGUUGAAAUUGAAACAUUCAUCAAAUUGAGGUGUAAAUGGUGGAGAAAAGGGGAAAAAAAUUUCUAAGUAGUUUGUUGACAUUGUUCAUCCAAUUAUUGCAAUUGUAUAGCUUGAAAACAA